Ectocarpus siliculosus is the source of this 1336-nucleotide messenger RNA. The record is from the annotation of a GenBank genome assembly. NCBI's taxonomy places the organism in Eukaryota, Phaeophyceae, Ectocarpales, Ectocarpaceae.
AUGCCUGUCGAGAUUGGAAACUUGGCCCUCCUGGCGUCCUUGGGCGUCUUAACGACGGUAAUCACGCUGCACGAGGUGGGACACCUUGUGGCGGCGCUAUCGCAGGGCAUCAAGGUGGAGGCGUUUUCCGUCGGCCUAGGUCCGAAGCUACUCUCUUACCGCGCGGCGGACGGGAAAGGCGGAUUAUUGAAGGGGAAGCUUUCGGGGCCGUUCUCGUCCCCGGAAAACGUCGAAGAGAAAAUAGUCGAGCCGGAGAAAAAGGAGGUGAAGAAAGCAACCAGCAUUUGGGCGUGGGGAAAGAAGAAGGAGGAGAAAAAAGAAGAGGUGGUGGUGGAGAAGAAGGAGCCGGAAGGAGUGGAGUACGCACUCAGGGCCCUCCCGGUGGGCGGCUACGUGAGCUUCCCGAACAACUACGAGGUAGACGAGGAUGGGGUGGUGACAGAGCUCGAUGAUCCCGACCUGCUGUACAACCGGGGUCCCUUCUCGCGAGCGAUUGUCGUCGCGGCGGGGGUUGUCGUCAACUUCGCGUUGGCAUGGGCGUGCAUCUUCGGGUCCGUGACGACUGGAGGGAUUGUUCAACCCCACUACCAGCCGGGUCUGCUCGUCAAUCAGUUGACGGAUCCAAAAGGCGGGGCAGCGAUGGCGGGCAUCCAGCCGAAGGAUGUUCUGCUGACUAUCAACGGGAACAGUCUAGCGGGCGACAGCACGAGCGUCGAGAGAGCCGUGAAGCUGAUCCGGGCGUCAGAGGGCAAGCCGGUGGCGAUUGAGGUCGCCCACCAGGGAUCUCAGCCAAAGACGCGGAUGGUCCAGACCGCUAUCGGGACGUCGGGAAAGUACACGGUGGGCGUCCUCCUGGCCCCCAACCUGGAAUCGGUGGACAGGAGGACGGCGGACAACCCCGUGGAGGCUGCCGGGGUGGCCUUUAAGGAGACGGCGGCGCUGUCGUCGAAGACGUUCGAUUCCUUCCUCAGGCUCGCUUCGACGGGGCAGACGGAAGACGUCUCCGGCCCUGUCGAGAUCGUCAAGGUGGGGGCGGAGGUAGCCAGGUCGGAGGGUCCGUCGGCCCUUCUGCAGUUCGCGGCGGUGAUCUCCGUCAAUCUGGCUGUGAUUAACUCUCUCCCCGUCCCGGGGCUGGAUGGGGGCCAGAUGGUGUUUGUCCUGGCGGAGAUCGUCAGCGGCAAGAAGCUCGACCGGUAAACGUUUUAUUCGAGCGGUGCUCACGGGAGGCUUGGGGUAGAGAAAGUCAUGUCUAUUGUUGUUGUUGUUGUUGUUGUUGUUGUUGUUGUUGUUGUUGGUAUGUGUCUUGUUGUCGUGGCUAUUGUUGUUGGUGGUGUUG